Molecule: messenger RNA, 1383 nt
Organism: Austrofundulus limnaeus
Lineage: Eukaryota; Metazoa; Chordata; Actinopteri; Cyprinodontiformes; Rivulidae
Product: GTPase IMAP family member 7
Exons: 2
Coding region: 129-1004 (291 amino acids)
Molecular function (GO): GTP binding
Source: RefSeq, a predicted model, not a curated record
UCUUGUCUCUGGGGUUGGACCAGAGACAAACUGAAACAGAAAGUGUUUGUGAGUGGAGCAGAAGGACAGAAACUCUCCAYAUUAACCUGAUUCACGGGUCUKCACACCACUCUCAGCUCCUCUUUGUCAUGGAUGGCUCAGAUGAAACAAGGAUUGUUCUGCUGGGAAAAACAGGAGCUGGWAAAAGCAGCCUUGGAAACACGAUACUGGGAGAAGAUCUACUGAAAAGCAAACUGUCUCCAAAAUCUGGGACAGAAGAAUGUCAAGCAAUAUCUAAAGUCAUCAAUGGAGUCCGUACCACAGUGAUCGACACUCCUGGUUUCUUUGAUACAAAGAUGGAUGAAAAUAAGCUGAAGGCUGAGAUCAUAAAGUCUGUACAGCUGUGGCUUCCAGGGCCUCAUGCUUUCCUCAUUGUGCUUAAAGUGGAUCGAUACUCAGAGCAGGAACGUGACGUCAUCAACAAAAUAUUUAAAUUUUUCUCAAAGGCAGCUCUGAAACAUGCUGUGAUUGUGUUCACAUAUGGUGACCAGCUCCAUGAAGGAGGCACAAUUGAKGGUUUUGUUGGUCAGGAUGAGGGUUUGUGUGAUCUGGUGGAGAAAUGUGGCGGCAGGUGCCACGUUGUUGAUAAUAGAUACUGGAACAACAACCAGCCUGAUGAUUACAGGAACAACAAGUUUCAGGUGGCUCAGCUUCUUAAAACAAUCGAAACAAUGAAGAAAACGCAAGGAUUUUACAGCAACGAGUUCCUCAAAAAAGUGGAAGAGGAUAAAUCUGGGACGUUUUUGAAAUUUUUAGCUGGUGCCACAGUGGGAGUCGUGUUGGGAGCAGCUUUUGGUUUGACUUUUGGUGCAGGCCUUGCAGUCAUUGGUGGAGCARCAGCUGGAGGUGUCAUAGGUGGGGCCAUUGGCAGUUCUUCAGAAACACCACAKGAAGCUAUGGUAGAAACAGCUAAGACAAUGCAAAACCUUGGCAUGGCAGCAGCUGAGAUUCGUAAACUGAAAUAGAAAAAUAGUAGGACAAUAUAGUAAAAUUUAUAAAUAGAAAAAAAAACAUACAGUAAAUAAACCUGUUUGGUUGAUUAUCUUUGAAGAACAAGAUAAUGCCAACAUCUGUUGCUUAAAGCUGAGAGAGAAAACCAAAAUCAAGAAGAAAAUUGUUCAUGUCUGCAAGGAAAACUUUGUAAAUUGUAUUAGCUUUUUAUUUCCUAUUUUACUGAACUGUUGGGCUUUUAUUUUAUUUUAAAAUGKUAAUUACACUUUGUGUAAAGGUCAAAUAUUGGUUCUUUGUACACAAACCUGUGACUUGUAUAUUCUGUUAUAUGAAUACAAGAUGUAUUUAUGUUUUGUUGGUAGAUCCGGUAUAGGUGGGGAGGGAUGGGAGGGU